Carassius carassius (crucian carp) is the source of this 1716-nucleotide messenger RNA. Its product is annotated as inactive serine protease 35-like. The transcript is spliced from 2 exons. The coding region runs from base 391 to 1665 and encodes 424 amino acids. Gene Ontology annotation, molecular function: serine-type endopeptidase activity. The record is from RefSeq and is a predicted model, not a curated record. Gene Ontology annotation, biological process: proteolysis. Lineage: Eukaryota; Metazoa; Chordata; Actinopteri; Cypriniformes; Cyprinidae.
AACUCUUUGAAAUGUCAAAUAGAGAUUUAUGCAAAUCCCACGAUUCGUUAAGAUUAAGUGGUGAACGCUCACUCAACUUCACUUUCUCCGCUUCAUCGUUGCAAAGCAUGGUGGUCCCUCCCCUAUACGAAACUCUUUGUGAAAAACUUGUUGGGACUUUUUUCCUCCCUUUCCCUUAAACGUCAAGUGUAAUUCACACCAAGGGCUUCGACUCUGAGCUCUCCCUGUCUUGAAGGUGGAGCAGAUAUGAGAAGAAACGGACUAUCAGCCCAUCCAGCAGAAAACCCUCUGAGAUGAAGUAACUUUUAGACGGUUCUUGCUUAUAUAACAAGCAUCUGUUUGCGGACUGAACAUCUCCAUCAAUCGAAUGAUAGCAGGGGUCUCUCUGCAAUGGGCCCGGUACCCUUAAUGCUCCUGCUUUGCGUCUCAGCACUGGCUGUGCUGGUGUCUGCAGCACUGGACGAUCUCACAGGUGAAGAUGACUACACCUGGCCGCAGAGAAAAGUACCACUGGUGCAAGAAAAGCAAACGGUGCAACUGGGAAGUUCUGAGUUUUUGGCCAAGCCACAAACUGAGCUCCAUGGAAUAUGUGGCAUUGAGUGCCAGCAGGGUUUCCCAGAGCCCAGCCUGGACGAUCUGGAGCAGCUACUGUCCUAUGAGACCAUGUACGAAAACGGAACCCGCACACUCACCACCGUCACAAUACAGGAGCUAAAUGUGAGCAACGACUUGAUGGGAGGUUCUGGGUCACAUAGUCGGCGCAGGCGAGAAGUCUAUGGCACGGACACACGGUUUACCAUCGCUGACAAGCAGUACUCUUUGAAGUAUCCAUUCUCCACAUCUGUGAAGAUCUCCACAGGGUGUUCUGGAGUGCUCGUGUCCCCCAAACACGUCUUGACUGCCGCUCAUUGCGUCCACAAUGGUACAGACUACCUGGAUGGGGUACAGAAACUCAGCGUUGGUGUGCUGAAAGAACGUUCCCGUCGGAAAGGGAAGGGACGGAAAGGGAAAGGACGGAAAGGGAAAGGCCAGAGGAAGCGUAAAGAAGAGGAGGAGGAUGAGGAAAUCAAUGAAAAUAUAGAGAUUGGAGAGAAGCAGGAGCCUAAGAGAAAAGGCAAAGGCAGAAGAAACCGUAGUCGCCGUAGCACCACCUCCGAACAGCCUUCGUUCCGAUGGACCCGAGUGAAACAGAUGCAGGUGCCAAAGGGCUGGUUUAAAGGGAUCUCGGAGAACAUUGUGGCUGAUUAUGACUACGCCAUCCUGGAGCUUAAACGGGCACAGAAGACUAAGUACAUGGAUUUAGGUGUUAUCCCCUCUGUCAAGAAGCUGCCUGCAGGACGUAUCCAUUUCUCUGGAUUCGACGACGACCGGCCAGGCAACCUGGUGUACCGCUUCUGCUCCGUGUCUGAGGAGUCCAACGACCUGCUGUACCAGUAUUGUGACGCCAAACCCGGCUCCAGCGGCUCGGGUGUCUACAUUCGGCUCAAAGAGCCUGGCAAGAAGAAGUGGAAGCGGAAGAUCAUUGGAGUGUUCUCUGGUCACCAGUGGGUGGAUGUUAAUGGGAUGCAGCAGGAUUACAACGUGGCCGUGCGAAUCACACCCCCUAAGUACGCACAAAUCUGCCUCUGGGUCCAUGGGGACUCCAGCCAGUGUCGGGGCACCUGAGAGACUCCAUCAGCGGCCCAUCUGAUUGCCUCUGUCCAACAACCCUUGUGC